GUGGGGGGGUCGCCUGGUGCCGAAGCGGGCUGCUUCCGAGCGCUGCUGCGUCUUAGGGAAGAGAUCCUGAAAGAGGCCUUGGGGCCUUCUCCGGGGGGUCUCUGGACGCUGCUGCCUCGGCAAAAACGUUCCCCAGCGGUUGCAGAUGCGAGCAAGUCGUGGUUAGAUGGUUGGCGUGAUGGACCUCUGCGUAGGUGGCGUCCGAACUGCAGGUUCUGGCGUGCCUGGUAUCUCGACUAAGCAGCUGGGCUGUCGAGGAGUUGGCUUUGUUUCUUCUGGGGAAGUGUUUAGGCUUCUCAUUUACCCCCAUCUCCAAGUCGUAAAACCUGGAUUCUCUGAUGCCUUCGGUGAGGGUAAACACGAUAUUGUAUUUUAUGGUAUUGAGGAGGAAAAAAAAAAAAGUAUGCUUUUUCAGCUGCAGUAUAACUAUCUAAUUCUGAGCUGAAAAACCAACUGAAUAGGCUUUCUUCACGUUUUGAGGUGGUCUGUCUCUGGCCUCAAAAUAACCUUCAGUUUUUCUGGGCAAUAGGUAUAUAAUUCAGAAAGCUAUAAAUUAAUGGAAAAUACUUUAUAUCAAGGUGUAAUGUUUAAAUUCUCCACUUGUGUUCUUUAUUUCUGUAACAUAGCAUGAGCUAUAGUUUAAAAGAAAAAAAGAUAAAUCUUGAACACAUCACAGUAGCUGAAAUUGGCUUUCAUGUACUUAUAUUUUUCUCAUAAAGUGCAUGUAAUUGUUGUUUGAAAUGUGUCAGUGCUUCGUUUUAUGGAAGUGAAUGGAAGACGGUUUCGUAGGUCUGAUUUUACCAGCAAUGCUUUUUCCAUAGGAAAGUAGUAUUACUGGAAGCCCAAACCUUAAAACUGGAAGGAAGAAACUGAGAAGCAAUAUGUCAGUGAGACUGUCAGCUAGUAGUCAGUGGAAUUAAAUUCUAUUAAAAAAAUAAAUAAAUUGGUGCUUCUUCAGCUAAAGCAAAGCUUGGAGCAUUAACAGCUUGAGUUGUUUGUACAGGAGGGUUUGGUUAGACAGAAGCUUGCUCAUGUGCAUCAGGUCCCCUGCCAGGGUCUUCAGCAGAAACACAUUGCAAAGGUGCUAUAGAGCGUGCCUGAAAAAGAUAUUUUUUAUGGAUUGUGUCUUUGUGUGUGUGCACAGGUGUGAAUGUUCCUGUAUGUAUUUGUACAUGGAUGCCUCUCGCCUAACUCAGCAGCUGAUAAGUUUGGGUUUGUGUUUAGAUAUUAUUCUCAAGACACUAUUUUCUCUUUUCAGGCUUUGAUUUGUGCUUUAGACUCAUAACACAUAUUUCUCUGGAGCUGAUGUUUUCCUAACACUUUCAGCUUGGCUCAAAAAGCUGUUUUGUGGGGAUGUUUUAAAGGGUUAAAAGCCCUUUAGGAUUUGAAGUUAUUUUAAUUAGAACAAAUACUUCUGGCUUCGCUGAAGAAAUAACUGGAAUCAUGGAUCAGAACAACAGCUUGCCGCCCUAUGCUCAAGGCUUAGCCUCCCCUCAGGGUGCAAUGACUCCAGGAAUUCCAAUUUUUAGCCCAAUGAUGCCAUAUGGCACAGGACUGACACCACAGCCUGUCCAGAGCACCAACAGUCUGUCCAUCCUAGAGGAACAGCAGCGGCAACAGCAGCAGCAACAAGCAGCACAGCAGUCUACAUCACAGCAAGCCACACAGGGAACAUCUGGUCAAACUCCCCAGCUCUUCCACUCACAGACUCUUACCACAGCCCCUUUACCAGGAACCACACCUCUGUACCCCUCCCCAAUGACUCCCAUGACUCCAAUAACUCCUGCAACACCAGCAUCUGAGAGCUCUGGGAUAGUGCCACAGCUACAGAAUAUUGUGUCCACGGUGAAUCUUGGUUGCAAACUUGACCUAAAAACGAUUGCGCUUCGUGCCCGAAAUGCUGAAUAUAAUCCCAAGCGUUUUGCUGCUGUCAUUAUGAGAAUAAGAGAACCACGUACCACUGCACUUAUAUUCAGCUCUGGAAAAAUGGUGUGCACAGGAGCAAAAAGUGAAGAGCAGUCGAGACUGGCAGCAAGGAAGUAUGCAAGAGUUGUUCAGAAACUGGGUUUUCCUGCAAAAUUUUUGGAUUUUAAAAUUCAGAACAUGGUGGGCAGCUGUGAUGUGAAAUUUCCUAUCAGAUUAGAAGGAUUGGUACUCACACACCAGCAGUUCAGCAGCUAUGAGCCAGAAUUGUUUCCUGGCUUAAUCUACAGAAUGAUCAAGCCAAGAAUUGUUCUGCUUAUUUUUGUUUCUGGUAAAGUGGUUUUAACUGGUGCUAAAGUACGAGCAGAAAUCUAUGAAGCAUUUGAAAAUAUCUAUCCUAUUUUAAAGGGAUUCAGAAAGACAACGUAACAGUUUCUACAUCUUUUGGAGAAAUCAGGGGUACAUUUUAAAAGGUUUUGUGUAUGGCACAGCAGUAACAGGAGAUGGACUAUCAGUGAAGCUGCAACACCAGGACUUGGACUAUUUCCCAGUUAGUGCCUACUUCCCUGAUGCUCAAGGGGAUCUGUGUUAUUGGUUAUGUCUACUGAGUUACUGUGAGUUGCUUUACUGGGCUGUUCCUGGAGCAGUCUCUCCCAAGUUUUAUUUAUAUGCUAGCUUUUAAAUAGUUUUAAUGCCAGUUCUAUUAAUAGAAAACUCCUAAGUUGGUUUAAAAGACAAAUGCAACAGUGUCACUCAGUGUAUAAACCACUUAAAUUGCCAUGUAUAUAUAUGUUUUAACUUCCUUCCAUAAGACCAUGGUUUUUAUAAUUUUCAGAACUUAAGCUUUUAAUUUUUUUCAAUUUUAAAUUUCUUUGGUGCCAGACACAUUCCCUCUUUCCAGUAUUAAGCAAGACAGAAUAAAAUUAUUAAUGAAAAUGGCUCACUGUACAUAUAUAUAUAAUAUAUACCUUCCUUCUUCUUCCUCCUUCAGCUCCACAUGUACAAUAAACCCUGUUUAUACAA
Molecule: messenger RNA, 2946 nt
Organism: Apus apus (common swift)
Lineage: Eukaryota; Metazoa; Chordata; Aves; Apodiformes; Apodidae
Gene: TBP
Product: TATA-box binding protein
Exons: 7
Coding region: 1444-2352 (302 amino acids)
Biological process (GO): DNA-templated transcription initiation
Molecular function (GO): DNA binding; RNA polymerase II general transcription initiation factor activity
Source: RefSeq, a predicted model, not a curated record